Kickxella alabastrina is the source of this 180-nucleotide messenger RNA. RefSeq names its product homeobox domain-containing protein. Gene Ontology annotation, biological process: regulation of transcription by RNA polymerase II; cell differentiation. The annotation marks the transcript as partial. The transcript has a single exon. The record is from RefSeq and is a predicted model, not a curated record. NCBI's taxonomy places the organism in Eukaryota, Fungi, Kickxellomycota, Kickxellomycetes, Kickxellales, Kickxellaceae. Gene Ontology annotation, molecular function: DNA-binding transcription factor activity, RNA polymerase II-specific; RNA polymerase II cis-regulatory region sequence-specific DNA binding.
AAAAAGGCCAAGCGCAAGCGCAUCACCCCUGAGCAGCUGAAGGAGCUGACUGCCGUGUUUGAAAAAACCGACACCCCGACGCACGACAUCCGCGAGGAGCUGUCUAGUAAACUUGCCAUGACAAACCGCGAAGUCCAGGUGUGGUUCCAAAACCGCCGUGCAAAGUACAAUCGCCUGCGC